AUGUACUUGACCGUGACGUCUCGACCGGAUAUCUGUCCGGCGGUCAACUACUUCGCCAGUUUCCAAAGCAGUGCAACCGAGGAGCACUGGGUCCACUUGAAGCGCGUACUGCGGUACCUUCAAGGGACGCUGGACUACAAGCUGGUCUACCAGCGAACGGAUUCGGUGGUCGGAGUCGAAGCUUUUGCGGACGCUGAUUGGGGGAACGACCCCACUGACAGGAAGUCCGUGUCCGGGUUCGUGCUCAAGCUGCACGGCCAAACCGUGAACUGGUCGACGCGCAAGCAAACUUCUGUGGCGUUAUCGUCGACGGAAGCCGAGCUGAUGUCACUUUGCCAAGCAAGCUGCGAGGUGAUGUGGAUGCUGAACCUGCUGGCGUCCAUCGAGUACGAGGUGCCCCAUCCGGUCACCGUCUACGAGGACAAUCAGCCAUGCAUCUCUGUCACGGCUGAUCCACGCAAGCUGAAGAGGAUGAAGCACAUCGACGUCCAGUAUCGGUUCGUGAAAGAGCUGAUCGACAACGGUAAGCUGCGUCUGCAGUACCUAUCAACGGAGGAGCAAGUCGCCGAUCUCAUGACAAAGGGAUUAGCGGCACCACGAUUCAAGAAGCUGAGGGAGAUGCUAGGAAUAGCAAAUUGA
Messenger RNA from Culex quinquefasciatus (southern house mosquito), 639 nucleotides. RefSeq names its product secreted RxLR effector protein 161-like. The record is from RefSeq and is a predicted model, not a curated record. The transcript has a single exon. Bases 1 to 639 code for a protein of 212 amino acids. NCBI's taxonomy places the organism in Eukaryota, Metazoa, Arthropoda, Insecta, Diptera, Culicidae.